This is a messenger RNA of Acaulospora morrowiae, 218 nucleotides long. NCBI's taxonomy places the organism in Eukaryota, Fungi, Glomeromycota, Glomeromycetes, Diversisporales, Acaulosporaceae. The record is from the annotation of a GenBank genome assembly.
AUGGAAAGCAUACCAUUAAUGUCAAUGCUAUUGGCUGCUACAACAAAUACUGCUGAGUUGUUUGCUAUAUGUUCUGUUAUAACUGACAAACUUGCUAAAGAAAUAAGCAAGGAAGUGAAGGCUUUAAUAAAAGAAUUUGUUGAUGUAUUUUCAGCUAAGUUGCCAAAUGAGUUAUCACCAAAAAGAUCAGUUGAUCAUGCUAUUGAUCUUAUACCUGG